AUGAAACACUUCCAGGAGGAUACGAUGCUAAUGCACCAACAGCGUCUCUGUGAAAAGAAUCGCACCGAAAAAUUCACGUGGCUGAAACUUAAAAUGGUCGAAAUGGUCAUGGAAAUACAUAACGAACGAGACAAACAUUUCAUGAUUUACGAUAGGUUGGUCGAAGCGAUAGAUCUUGUACUGGGAACGAAAUGCCGUCAUCGUCAACAAUACUGCUGCGACUGCGGCGAAGAGGCGGACUUGAUGUCGUUUGCCAAACCUACAACUAAAAAUCUGAGAUCGUUCCGAAAUUUAAACACGCUGACAGUAACUGUGGGGUAA
This is a messenger RNA of Macrosiphum euphorbiae (potato aphid), 321 nucleotides long. The record is from the annotation of a GenBank genome assembly. Lineage: Eukaryota; Metazoa; Arthropoda; Insecta; Hemiptera; Aphididae.